Messenger RNA from Brassica napus (rape), 2127 nucleotides. Its product is annotated as probable serine/threonine-protein kinase PBL23. Bases 497 to 1657 code for a protein of 386 amino acids. NCBI's taxonomy places the organism in Eukaryota, Viridiplantae, Streptophyta, Magnoliopsida, Brassicales, Brassicaceae. Gene Ontology annotation, biological process: protein phosphorylation. The record is from RefSeq and is a predicted model, not a curated record. Gene Ontology annotation, molecular function: ATP binding; protein kinase activity. The transcript has 6 exons.
GUAACUGACUUUAAAUCGGGUACUAUAUCCAUGAAGAUUAAUUCUUUUUUUUUUAAAUUCCUACAAGACAUCUGAAAUAUCAAAUUUAGAAGAAAGGGUAUUAAUAGGAAAAAGGAAAUGGAUAAACAUAUAUAUAUAUAAUCAAAAUUAGAUUAUUUGAUCUUAAUUAUCUUCAAUGGAUUCUUCACCAUCAAUUUAUUUUGCCUUUCUCAAUAAAAAUAACAAGUAAACAUAAAAUAAACAAUCCAACAUAUAAAAGUUCUUAGUAGGAAAAAUUAAUUCUAAUUUUUGUUGUUUCUUCUUCUUUUGGGGCCAAAAGAGACCAGAUUCAAUUUUGGUUUCUUCAAAGGCCAAGCAUUUUGAUCUUUUUUUUUUUUUCAGGAAACCCUUUUGCCAUCUUGGAUUCCAAGUUCAAAAAUCAUCCAUGAAACUGGAGUAACCAAUAAUCUUCUUGUAGUAACAAUCAGAAAGAUACAAAAAACAUAUACAUUAUAAAAUGAAACUGAAUUGCUUUUUUUGUUGUAUGUCUGAGAGACGAUUUACCAGACGUUCAUCAUCGAUACCAAGCAUCAAAGACUGCAUUCAUGCAAAUAACAAUCUUUCUAGAUUUGACAACAUUUCUUUUAAAACAGAUAGCAGUAGGCGAAGAUACAUAUCCGAAGAGAUAGCAAAACUUGGGAAAGGGAACAUCAGUGCUCAUAUUUUUACAUUCAGAGAGCUCCGCGUCGCCACCAAGAACUUUAACCCUGAGAAUCAGCUCGGUGAAGGCGGUUUCGGAAGGGUUUACAAAGGGCACAUAGAAACCCCUGAAAAGGUUGUUGCGGUUAAGCAGCUAGACAGGAACGGCUACCAAGGGAACAGAGAGUUCCUUGUUGAAGUCAUGAUGCUGAGUCUCUUACAUCAUCAAAACCUUGUCAAUUUGGUUGGAUAUUGCGCAGACGGUGAUCAACGGAUUCUUGUCUAUGAAUAUAUGCAAAAUGGCUCAUUAGAAGAUCAUCUUCUCGAAUUGGUGCGGAACAAGAAGAAACCGUUGGAUUGGGACACAAGGAUGAAAGUUGCAGCAGGUGCAGCGAGAGGGCUCGAGUAUCUACACGAGACGGCUGAUCCUCCUGUGAUCUACAGAGACUUCAAGGCCUCAAACAUAUUACUUGACGAAGAAUUCAACCCAAAACUUUCGGAUUUUGGCUUAGCUAAAGUUGGUCCGACCGGUGGAGAGACUCAUGUGUCGACGAGAGUGAUGGGAACGUACGGCUACUGUGCGCCUGAGUAUGCUCUCACGGGACAGCUCACUGUGAAAUCCGAUGUUUACAGCUUCGGAGUCGUGUUCUUGGAGAUGAUCACAGGGCGAAGAGUCAUCGACACCAAGAAACCAACUCAAGAACAGAAUCUAGUGACUUGGGCAAGUCCAUUGUUUAAAGAUAAGAGAAAGUUCACGUUAAUGGCGGAUCCGUUGCUUGAAGGGAAGUAUCCGACAAAGGGAUUGUAUCAAGCGCUUGCAGUUGCAGCGAUGUGUCUACAAGAAGAAGCAGAAACAAGACCAACGAUGAGCGAUGUAGUCACCGCGCUUGAGUACUUAGGAGUGACCAAAGUCGAAGAAAAUAAUGAAACAGAUAACAACAACAAAGAAGGAGGAGAAGAUGAAAGAUCUAACCUUUAAGCAUUUUUUGUCUUGAUACGUUGCACAAAUCUGUAACUCAUCAUCAUGGAGUUAGGUUUUAGAGUUACAACAAGCAUUAUCAUACACAAAAUUAUUCCAACUACAUGGGGAUGCUUGCGGUUGAGGGGACCUACGAUAAGAUGGAGACCAAAACAUUCAUCCUGUAGAUAUACUUUUGAAGUUAGUAGCGUAAGAAGACAAGCCUAAGCUCGAGGAGCUUCUUAGAGCGCGGCGUUGACUUCACAGUUCUAGACGCUGAUGGAAGAACUGCAGCGAGUAGAUCCAUGAUAUGAUUCUUGGAUGACUCACUCAAAAGGCUUGACAAAAUCUUCAAUAGGUUAUUCUUACAGAGAAGUCAUGUCUGUUUUUGGUACCUACUUGAUAAAUCUCAGUUCUGUCUCUAUGUGUUACUUUUAAGUUUGGUCUAAUGUCUAAAGAUGCUGCAGCUUUAAAAUAAAGAUUGAUCUCAU